Salvelinus fontinalis (brook trout) is the source of this 8513-nucleotide messenger RNA. It is a transcript of the gene prdm2a, whose product is annotated as PR domain containing 2, with ZNF domain a. The transcript has 4 exons. NCBI's taxonomy places the organism in Eukaryota, Metazoa, Chordata, Actinopteri, Salmoniformes, Salmonidae. The record is from RefSeq and is a predicted model, not a curated record. The coding region runs from base 488 to 4912 and encodes 1474 amino acids. Gene Ontology annotation, cellular component: nucleus.
GUGCAUUCAAAUGCAUGUAAUGUCAUCGAUGUGAACCCUCUUAUCAUUGCUCAAUUAGCUAACUUUAGCUAAAGCAUUCGUUAGCUAGCCACACGUUUGUUGUGUUAACGGUCAAUGACAGCUGGUAGAUUGGCUGUAGAAUGAUUAUCGGUGUGUUUUAGCUGUAUUGCUAGCUAACUGGCGAGUGGAAUGGGUCCGCAAUGAGCUUGCAGCCAAGUGACCUUUUGAGUUGAUAGCUACAGCUCGAGGUGUUCUCGUUAGCCAGCUUGCAAGUGCUAGCUAACCGUGACGUUGAUGCGACUAAUGUGCAGCUGAUGAUAUCUUACACAGAAGCCUGGUCAAAACAAGCAAAGUCAAAAAUUAUGCAGUGAACCCUGCAUCGAUUCUGAAGAUGGUCUGAGCUGAGAGGUUCUCCCACCUGCCGGUCUCUGCAAAAGGUUGCUGUGUCAGAGACUCCAAAGAGAAGAGUACACAGCUUCCCAAGGCCAUGGAAGACUCUCACACUUUAUACAUCUCAGAGUUGGGAGAUGAUGAAAAUUUAGAGGGGGAUAAGGAGCUUGAGGAAACUCACUGCAGUCUUUAUUUAAUGUCCAUGGAAACGGAUGAGCUGGCAGAUUCAAACACAAGUUUGCAAAAACCUGAGACCAAAGGCUGUGACCUGAAGCAGGAUUUAGGAUCGGUCUCCCAUUCAACAACCCCUGAGCUCCCAGAGGAUCCUGACCAUGACCCUGAUGUAGAGCUCCAGGACUCAUUUCCCUGCCAAUUCUGUGAAAGAAAUUUUAGCAGCAAGCAAGGCUUAGAACGUCACAUACACAUCCACACCUUAGCUAACCACCACACACACAUAUUUAAGUGUAAGUACUGCAGCAAGUCCUUUGGCUCAAAAAUUGGCCGGCGACGGCAUGAGAGGAGACAUGAAAAUGCAAAGGCAAGGCCUGGAUCUUUAAUAAAGCCUGUGGAGCCUCUAAGUUCUGCCCUACAGCACAACGGUCCAGAAUGUGGUUCUUCUCCCAGUAGCUCCGGUGCCUCUGUUUUGGCAGACAGAGAACAGAUGCCUACGUCAAAUGAACAUGGAGAAUUACAGGGUGGUCACACUUGCAAGUAUUGCAAAAAGGUUUUUAGCACACAUACAAACAUGCGACGACAUCAGCGCAGGAUCCACGAGCGCCAUCUCCGGCUCAAAGGUAAGGAAGCCACACUGUUGCAGGAAGCAAAACAUCCAAAGCUAUCCCCUAUUAAAUCUCAACAGAAUACCAACAACACAAGCCCAGUAGCAGUUCUUGAGAUCGAAAGUGACCAAGAGGAGCAAUAUAUGCUGGAUAUCUCUGGUAACAUCUCUGAGAACCUCAGCUUUUAUAUAGAUGGGAAGAUUGUAUCAACAAGCACUGUCAGCGGCUGUGAGGUAGUUGAAGUGAACUCUGGAUCUGCUACUUUAGUUGGACUAAAUGCUGUGAUUAUUAAUCCUGCCCAGAUCAGUCAGGCUCUUAAAGUAGAGACUGCUACUCACACAGGAAAAGGGAUAUCUGGUCAACCCUUGACAAAAAGAAGAACUGCCACACCACCUCUUCUACCCCAAAUCAAAACUGAACUAGAAUCGGAAGUUGUUGUGUCCUCCUCUUCUUCAUCAUCAAUUGUGUCAUCUUUGAUAGAAAGUCUCAUUCCUCAGAACACAGAGUCUACUAUCCUUCAGAGAGAGAGAACAGUUUAUCUGUCACCUAAGCUGAAACAGCUCUUACAGAUGCAAGAUGGCCUCAAACCCAGCUUUGCCCUGAUCACAGAAGGCCAGAAGCUGUGUUCACCACUUUCCCUGGCUGUCCUCCCAGCAGGAUUGGGGAGGUUUAAAAGAAGGACAGGGUCUCCCCCAAACUCACCACAACAAAGCCCUAUGUUGAAUGUUGAAAGCACAACAGAUGUGGGUGUUUCUAUUGCUGUCAAUGCCCCAACUUCAGAGAGCCAAUGCAGUUCACCCGCAUGCAGUUUAUCCAGUAAUGAUGAGAGUGAGAUCUCCAACAGUCCACCAGUAAACGAUGCAAUGACAACUCGUCUCUUGCCAGAGGGAUGGUCCCCAAUGAGUGGGGGUAGUUCCUGCAACCAGCAACCUUUGGACCUCUCAAACGCUGUCAAGAAAAGUGAAGACGAAGCCCUGCGGGAAGCUGUGUUGGACUUGAGUGUGCACAGAAAGAGUGCAGAUGAUUCAGAAGCAAAGAGAAUUUUAGUUCCACAACCCUUAAAUAAAAAGAGGAAGCCAAACACCAGCAUGUUGGAGAAGGUGCUGAUGAAUGAGUACGCAAACUUAGAGGUUGCUGCAGAGCACGAAUUAAGUAUAUUAGAAAAUCAUGAUGCACCAUUAGGUACAGACUUUGCCAUAGUUACUGCUUCGUAUAUGUCACCUGCUACUGAAGGCGAGGUGUUCGGAUUAACUUUGCCCUCUUCAGCACUUAGUCCAUCCCCUUCCUCUCUAGCUUCAGUCACCAGGCAAUCGAUCUCACCAUGCACCAUAGCACUUGCUUCCCCAUCUCCACAUCCAGUCUUACCCACUGCUCCGUCGCUAAUUACUGUUUUAGCACCACCAACAUCUUCCUCUAGCAAUUUCACAAAUCAACCUAUCCUUCAAGUAUUGGCCCCUAAGAUAUCUCCUAAACCUUUAAUAAUCUGCACUGAAAAUUCAUUGAAUUCAGCUGAGUGUGAGUGGAGAGCUGCUUUGCCAGAUUGGGCUACCUCUAAUUCUGAAAGCCAACUUGCCAUCUCUAAACCCCUUGACCCAACUCUCAAUCUACAAGGGCAUGUGUUUCUCACAGAUCACACUAUAAAUCAAAUAGCUCUGAACACUACCACAGUUGAUUCCAACAUUGGAUUUGAAGUGCCAACAUGCUCUCCAGCUUUAACUCUAAACGAUUCCCUUAUCAACUCCUUUGACAUUACUAGUAAUACUGUUUUAAUUGAAUGCACAGUUGCUCUUGAAACCCCAGAGAACCUUGUCCCUACCACAAUUGCUUUCCAAGAAAAUAAUUUUGAAUCCACAGCACCUGCGCAAAUUGUCAUAAAUCAGCAGCAGCUUCUGUCCUUGCCUCAUGAAACCGUUGACCCUACUAUUUUAGUAUCUUCUUUAGAGCAAUCGGUUACCCUUUCAACGCUGUCUGCAGUCAUAUCUGAAUGUCAAGAAUCCAUUUCCUCCCCUGUUCCUGCCAUUAUUAAAAAGGAAUCUAACCAAAAGGUAGUAUCAGAGGACAUAUCUAUCUGCCCCUCUAAAACAGCACCUCCCUCUGAGGGCACAAGUCAAGUGGAAGAAUCAUCAAAUGAGACCCUCUCCAAGCUACAAGAGACUUUCACUAAGGAAUUCAUAUGCAAUGUAUGUGAUAAGCUUUUUCAUUCAAUGAAGGAACUGGGUCAUCAUGUAAGUGAGCAUUCUGAUGAAUGGCCAUACAAAUGUGAGUUCUGUGUGCUGCUCUUUGGGAAGCCCACGGCAUUGCUUGAUCACAGGUCAACCCUCCAUGGCGUCGGCAAGAGCUAUGUUUGCUGCGCAUGUACAAAGGAAUUUGCUUAUCUUUGCAACCUGAAACAUCAUCAAAAGGAGUUGCACCCUGGCCAGGAAUGCAAAUACACAGAGGAAGAAAAUGGCAAGCUACGACCCCAGAACUACAACAAUUCAACAAAAGUUAGCACAGAGGCUUUGUCCUACUGUGCCAUGGCGGAGUCCAAUAAACCUGUCAUAAAAGAUGAGGGAGAAUUAGAUGACGCUACUGAGGAACUCUUUACCACAAUAAAGAUAAUGGCUUCUGAGGGAGGAAAACCCAAAGGCCUGGAUGUUUGUCUUGGCAUCAACCAACACUAUCCCAGUUUUAAGCCGCCUCCGUUUCCCUAUCACAACCGGACACCUGUUGGCUCUGUAGCCUCAGCUACCAACUUCACCACCCACAACAUCCCACAAACCUUCAGCACUGCUAUCCGAUGCACUAAAUGUGGCAAUAGCUUUGAUAACAUGCCAGAGCUGCACAAACACAUUCUUGCCUGUGCAAAUGCCAGUGACAAAAGACGCUACACACCCAAUAAGAACCCCAUUCCUCUUCGUCACUUUGCAAAAGCCCAAAAUGGAGUACUGUCCUCUACUAAUUCCACUAAUGGCCAAAAUGCUCUACACACGGCAAGUCAAACAAAUCGUCCCAAACUCAAUCAGGAGCCACCUGCCAAGUUGAAGCUUAAUGCACUCAACAAAAGGAAAAAACAUCUGGUACAGAGGGCCAUUUCACAGAGGAGUAAGUCUACCUCUUUGACAAAGAAAACCUCUUCUCUAGUGAAUGAGGAGCAAGAGAUCUAUGUCUGUCCACAUUGCAUUAGAGAAUUCACAUACCGCCGCAGCCGAACCAAGCACAUGGCCGUCUGCCCCAGGAAACCUGCUGCCAAAGAGGCCAAGAAAAGAAAAGAUGGCAGUAUCUCUUACACUAAGGAAAAUAACGGCCACCUUCGCGGAGAAGUCCUUCAUUUGGAAGAGAAAUCUGACCAUGAACAGAAAAGCAGAGCCCAUAGUUCUAGUCCAACAAAGAGGACAGCCAUAUUACCAGCUCAUAAAGUCCUGUCAAACAAAAAAAGUAAAGCCAUCAUUGCAAUGGCAAGUGUCCAAACACCGCAGGAGGCACCCAAACUGACUGCACUGUCUCUUGUUCGCCCUUUCAACUCCCCACAACGUCAAGGCAAUAGGAUGCCGCAUGGUGUAAAGGAAAUUCGUUCAAACAUUACAAUGGUGAAAUCCCACCAACAACAACCACAGGUGGAUGAGCACCCCUGCAGUCAGAGUGGAAGGGUGAGGGGACCAGUGACCCGCAGUCUACAGCAGAUUGUCGUCACAGCUUCAGCAAAGGAAGAACAGCUGACCAGUCAGGAGCCACCAAGGGAUCUGCAGGAUCCUUCAAUUUGAGAUUCAUCCAAUGGACUGCUUCAGACAGUGGACAAUUGAGGAUCAUGAUACAUUUGUGGAGGCUUAAUGAAAUAAAAACAAAUGCAAGAAGAGAUGGAGAAUGCAGCAGUGGGUAGGUGCAAUCGGACAAUGUAUGGAGGCUUUCAGAGAACAUUUUUGUUGUGCAUUUCUUGUCCUUUUCAUAGAAUGUUUGGAAAAGACUGCUGUGCACUUUGAGAAACUUUACCUGUGAUGGGCACGUGCAUCACAGAAUAAGUAAUCUGAUGAUUAUCUGAAAAAAUUACUUAUUUAAAAAGCCCAUCCCUAUGAAUAACUAGUGAGGUUUGCAAGUGGCAAUCAUAGGGGCAUGCAGUUAUUACAUUUUUUUCAGUUAUCCAAAUGUGUACUGUUAUGUGGCCUUUUUAUUUUGAACCUAAAUGCAUGCUACCAGUUUAUUGUAGUAUUAGAUUGCCCCUUUCUCACUGAGUCUGUCCAAUUUUAAACCACACUUUUUAGGUUUGAAUGAUCAUCAACUUGUGAAACUCUGGAUCUCUUAAAAGGAUAGUUUUCCAAAUGUUUAACGUAAUCGUAAUAAUUGUCAUACUUCAAGAGGAGUUAUGUGGCUGUCUUAAAAUUUUUAUACAAGCUCCAAGGAAAGACCUGAGAAGUAAACAAUGCAUGGAAUGUGAGUAUAAAAACCUAGAGCUGGGCGAUAUUUGAUUAAUUAGAAUGUAUGUUUAGCGCGAUAUUCCAAAUGCCUCUAUCUCAGGAAUCCAUUUUUUUUAAUGAGCGUUUGUCUGAUUUUUCUCACGUUGUACCUACACAUUUACACACACCAAGCCCAGCCCCCUGCCACUCACAACAACAAAAUGAGAGAUCGCUUCUUCUCUGACAGUGGUUUCAACUCUCAUUUGCAUUUUAGGUUUGGUCCGACAGAAUCUGUCAUGGAAACCAAAACCCAUAAAAAGGUUAAUCUCCUCUAUUACAGUAAAGUAAUGUUUCUAAUGGAGACCCCCUGGGGGUUAGGGGGGCCCAGAUAGCAUAUGAACACUCAUAAAUAAUGGCAAAAUGUGUAGAAUUGCAGGAAAUUUGCUUUAAUGGUUGACUUUGGGUGCGAUAAGCGGUCCAACUUCUCAAUUGUCAAACAGAAAUGGGGUUUGCCUUGGGUGUCAUCCUGGUCAUGCGCGGCAUGACUGACGUAGCUAGUUUGUUAGCUAAGAUAGCCACUUCUAGCUAGCCAGUAACUCCUCCAGUAUGUGUUUUUUAUUUUUUAUCCCAUUUUUCUCCCCAAUUUUCGUGGUAUCCAAUCGCUAGUAAUUACUACCUUGUCUCAUCGCUACAACUCCCGUACGGGCUCAGGAGAGACGAAGGUCGAAAGCCAUGCGUCCUCCGAAGCACAACCCAACCAGCCGUACUGCUUCUUAACACAGCGCGCCUCCAACCCGGAAGCCAGCCGCACCAAUGUGUCGGAGGAAACACCGUGUACCUGGCCCCCUUGGCUGGCGCGCACUGCGCCCGGCCCGCCACAGGAGUCGCUAGAGCGCGAUGAGACAAGGAUAUCCCUACCGGCCAAACCCUCCCUACCCCGGACGACGCUAUGCCAAUUGUGCGUCGCCCCACGUACCUCCCGGUCGCGGCCGGCUGCGACAGAGCCUGGGCGCAAACCCAGAGACUCUGGUGGCGCAGUUAGCACUGCGAUGCAGUGCCCUAGACCACUGCUCCACCCGGGAGGCCCCCUCCCAGUAUGUGUUGACGUCAUCUCACACGAUUUGUUUUUGGACGGAAGCUGUAGAGAUUGGCAAGAAAUGGAACUUCUAUAGCCAAAUAUCUUAUUCAUCAGUAUAUAUUUUUAUUUACGCAUUUCAUGACCUUGGAAUUAUGGUGCAUUGAUCAGUUAUACAGUUUAAAGCCGUUAUUUUAGAGUUUUUGCCCAAAGUCUACCUUUUUUAAAGUAGCAUUCCAGUGUUUCCAGAUGUCUAUGAAAUAUGAUCUAUAUUUAAUUACAAUACGAGUUAAAUAUUUUUUCUUCCAAUAUUUUUUUAUUAUGUUAAGCAGCUGGGUGUAUACCAGUCAUUAAAAUUAUUCAUGGGAGUAGGCCGCUGAUUGGCCAGCUCAUCCUCCUCUUUGAAGAAAUAGCAAGCAUUUUUUUUAUGGUCUGUUUGAGAUAUAGUUAUCAUUAUCUCAGACGGGGACCCCCGUCUACUGUUCGUUGUGGACUUGUCAUUGAGAGAUUGUUUAUGAGACCUGUGUUAAUAAUUUUCUAUAAUGCCUCCAACAAGAAGUUAGUCAUUAUUAGUGAAUGUGCAUUAUGCAUGGUUCUGGUUAAAUUUUUAACAAAAGACUUAAACCAGAUCAGUGAUUAUUGCAGAAAAGCAAUUUAAACAAUGACAUUAUUAAUUGGGUCUUAUGGUUGUGGAAGGAUUAUAUUUACCCUAGGUAUAAUUUCACAAGCCAUGCAUUCUUUAGAUUAUUGCUGCCUGUUUUAAAUGCAGGGUAUUUUACCUUUAAUUGUACAACAAAGCUUAUUUAAAGAGAACGUUUUUUUUUUUAAUUGACGUAUAUCGUGAUGCGAACCUAUGUUUGAAAAAAUUGAGAUUUUUUUGGGCCUUAUCGCCCAGCCCUAUUAAAAACCUAGACUAAAAAGUAAUGUUCUGAAAUCUUUCAUUCAAUGUCAAACACGGAUCUUCGCUAUUGAUAUUGUCACAAUAUAACUUGAAUUGAACUAUUUUAGGCAAGACUUCAUACUCACAUUACAUGCAAUGUUUAGUUCACAGGGAUUUCCAUAUAGCUUGUAUGCAAAUUGAAAGAUGGUUAUAACUCAUCGUGAGCUAAGAAAAUAAUUAACAUUGCAAUACCCCUGUGGUGCUGUUUCGCCCAAUGCGGAUCUCAGCUUUAAAGGUGAAUUCUGUAAGAAUUAAACAUCUUGAAGGCCCUUAAAGCUAGAGUCUGGGAUUGAUAUAUCCAUAAAUGAAUUAUAUACAGCCCAUGAUUUUUGAAGAAUUUAACUUCUACAUACCUGCAUUAGCGUACAACUGCCUUACGCAAUCAUAGCCCAAAAUAUAAGCUUGUAAUUGUAAACAAAAAAGCAUCACAAACAAAUUAACUAAUGUGGUUGUCAUGGACUGUCAGUCCUUGCAUUUAGAUCAGUGUGUAUGAAUUUGAGAGGGCUACAUUUCCCUAGCACCAUCCCUCCGCUGUAUACUAAAUUAGGAGGCAGGGCGGCUGUUUUGUUUUUUGACAGUAGAUUUCAAAAACCAAAUGGCAGCCCUGCCACUUGUUUAGGCACUUCCUGUUCAGCCAGCAGACUGUGAACAAUGGAGAUGUUUUUAUGACCAGUUAAGCUAAAUCAAGGAGUUUUUGCACAUUUUAUAUACAAUUAGGUCAAUUUAGGCACAUUUCUCAAGCCCAUGCAAACCUGCAGAAACCUAAAUUGUGGAUUAUGGAAGAUAUAUUACGCUGCACAAAGCCAAAUCCUUUAAUAUUUGAAGCAAAUCAUUAUGAUUUUGUUUGUAAACAAUGGAGUAAUAAAGGCAUAUUUUGAGCUGUGGUAGACAGCUGUGCUAAGCUUGUAAAGCAUUUCUACUGUAAGUUCUAUUCUUCAAUAAUUAUAUAUAUAUAUAUA